Messenger RNA from Dama dama (fallow deer), 4819 nucleotides. It is a transcript of the gene SCAPER, whose product is annotated as S-phase cyclin A associated protein in the ER. The coding region runs from base 127 to 4500 and encodes 1457 amino acids. The record is from RefSeq and is a predicted model, not a curated record. The transcript has 33 exons. NCBI's taxonomy places the organism in Eukaryota, Metazoa, Chordata, Mammalia, Artiodactyla, Cervidae. Gene Ontology annotation, molecular function: zinc ion binding; nucleic acid binding.
CCCCGCCCCGCCCCUUUCCCGGCGGGACUCUCGGAGCAGCCCCGAACUGCGCAGGGCGGCCAGGGGAAUCAUACUCCAUGGGUUUGUGUGGUAAAUGAGCUUCUUGGCAUAGAAAGGAAUUAAAAAAUGAUGGCUUCAUUCCAGCGCUCCAAUAGUCAUGACAAAGUAAGGAGAAUAGUUGCAGAGGAGGGUCGUACAGCAAGAAACCUAAUAGCUUGGAGUGUUCCACUAGAAAGCAAAGAUGAUGAUGGAAAAUCUAAAUGUCAAACUGGUGGAAAAUCAAAGAGGACAAUUCAAGGCACUCAUAAAACAGCAAAACAGAACACUACAGUAGACUGUAAAAUGACAUCAUCUACAACUGGAGAUAAACACUUUGAUAAAAGUCCCACUAAAACAAGACACCCUCGGAAAGUUGAUCUAAGAGCUCGAUACUGGGCGUUUCUUUUUGACAACCUUCGCCGGGCAGUAGAUGAAAUCUACGUGACUUGUGAAUCAGAUCAGAGUGUGGUGGAAUGUAAGGAGGUGCUGAUGAUGCUGGAUAACUAUGUAAGAGAUUUCAAAGCAUUGAUUGACUGGAUUCAACUUCAGGAAAAGCUAGAGAAGACAGAUGCUCAAAGCAGACCAACUUCAUUGGCAUGGGAAGUAAAGAAGAUGUCCCCAGGACGUCAUGUGAUUCCAAGUCCGUCAACAGAUAGAAUAAAUGUAACAUCAAAUGCCCGAAGAAGCUUAAAUUUUGGGGGUUCAUCUGGCACAGGGGCUGCUCCGCGCCUGGCUCCCACAGGUGUCAGCUGGGCUGACAAGGUGAAGGCUCAUCAUACAGGCUCUGCUGCUGCUUCAGAUGUAGCACCUGCCCAGUCUUGCCCACCAGCGGCAGUGCAGAAGCCUUCCCGCAGAAAUGAACGGAAAGAUGCUGAAGGAUGGGAAACUGUUCAGAGAGGAAGGCCUGUUCGUUCACGAUCAACAGCAGUGAUGCCAAAAGCUUCAUUACCAACAGAAGCAUUAAGAUCAAAGGAUGACAGUGAUAAAGAAAAUGUACAUCUUUUGCCUGAGGAAAGUGUACAGAAAAGUGAAUUUGUUGGAGAUGAACCUUCUAAUACUAUAGAAUCUCGGCCCAAGGACCCAGUACACUCAUGUGAUCAUCCUCUUGCAGAAAAAACCCAGUUCACAGUGAGUACACUGGAUGAUGUCAAGAACUCUGGGAGUAGUUUCUUACCAGACAAUUCUGUUCCAACUUCUGAAAUACCUGCUGUUCACAUUGAUACAGAGUGUGUUUCAGUUAUUCAGCAAGCUGACACACCUUCUUUGCAAGCAAGUGAAGACAAAUUUUCAGCAGAAAAAGCAAGAAUAGAAAGUGAAAUGGAUCCUUCAGAUAUUUCAAAUGUGAGUGCUGCUAACUUGUCUAUGGCAGAAGUUCUUGCUAAAAAAGAAGAGCUAGCAGAUCGUCUAGAAAAGGCCAAUGAAGAAGCCAUUGCCAGUGCUAUUGCUGAAGAGGAACAGUUAACUAGAGAAAUUGAAGCUGAAGAAAACAACGAUAUCAACAUUGAAACUGACAAUGACAGUGAUUUUUCUGCCAGCAUGGGCAGUGGCAGUGUAUCUUUCUGUGGUAUGAACUGGAAUGAUGUCCUUGCAGAUUAUGAAGCUCGUGAAUCUUGGCGCCAAAAUACAUCCUGGGGGGAUAUUGUAGAGGAAGAACCUGCUAGGCCUCCAGGACAUGGAAUUCAUAUGCAUGAAAAACUUUCCUCACCAUCUCGUAAAAGAACAAUUGCAGAAUCUAAGAAGAAACAUGAAGAAAAACAAAUGAAAGCACAGCAGCUAAGGGAAAAGUUACGUGAACAGAAAACAUUAAAGCUUCAGAAAUUGUUAGAAAGGGAGAAAGAAGUCCGGAAGUGGAAAGAAGGGUUAUUAGACCAACGACGUAGGAUGAUGGAAGAGAAAUUACUUCAUGCUGAAUUCAAACGAGAGGUACAGUUACAAGCAAUUGUUAAAAAAGCACAAGAAGAAGAAGCUAAGGUAAACGAAAUUGCCUUUAUAAAUACCCUUGAAGCCCAGAACAAACGCCAUGAUGUUUUAUCAAAAUUGAAGGAAUAUGAGCAGAGGCUUAAUGAGUUACAGGAAGAGCGUCAGAGAAGACAGGAAGAAAAGCAAGCACGUGAUGAAGCUGUUCAGGAACGUAAGCGAGCUCUAGAAGCAGAACGGCAGGCCCGUGUAGAAGAAUUGUUAAUGAAGAGGAAAGAACAAGAAGCCCGAAUUGAACAACAGAGGCAAGAAAAGGAAAAAGCCCGUGAAGAUGCAGCCCGGGAAAGAGCUAGAGACAGGGAAGAACGAUUGGCAGCACUCACAGCUGCUCAACAAGAAGCUAUGGAAGAGCUACAGAAAAAAAUCCAGCUCAAGCAUGAUGAAAGCAUUAGGAGACACAUGGAACAGAUUGAACAAAGAAAAGAAAAAGCUGCUGAGUUAAGCAGUGGACGGCAUGCGAAUACCGAUUAUGCCCCCAAAUUAACCCCUUAUGAAAGAAAGAAGCAGUGUUCUCUCUGCAAUGUCUUGAUCUCUUCAGAGGUGUAUCUUUUUAGUCACAUUAAAGGAAAAAAACACCAGCAAGCUGUGAGAGAAAAUAGCAGCAUCCAAGGGCGUGAACUUUCAGAUGAAGAAGUGCUGAGACCAUGCAAGUACCUGGAGAAGAAUAUUCUUGGCUAUGGAAACAAGAGUCUUGAGGCAGUACCAUUCCUGAGGACUGUGAAGAACAACAUCCUGAACUCCACUCCUAUAUCAAACUGGCUCCUGGACCUCUCCACUUGUGUUUUCACCGAACACCUUUCCUUAAAGAAAUAUGUUAUUGACAUUGUGGUUGAAAGUACAGCUCCACCAGAGCCUUUGAAAGAUGGAGAAGAGCGGCAGAAAAAUAAGAAGAAAGCCAAAAAGAUAAAAGCACGGAUGAACUUCAGGGCCAAGGAAUAUGAGAGUUUAUUGGAAGCAAAAAAUUCUGGUUCGGACUCACCCUAUAAAGCAAAGCUUCAGAGGUUAGCCAAAGAUCUUCUAAAACAACUACAAGUACAAGACAGUGGCUCAUGGGCAAGCAAUAAGGUUUCUGCUUUAGAUCGGACCCUUGGUGAGGUCGCUAGAAUAUUGGAAAAAGAGAAUGUAGCAGAUCAGAUUGCAUUUCAAGCCGCUGGUGGAUUAACAGCCCUUGAACACAUUCUUCAAGUAGUGGUCCCAGUCACAAAUGUGAACCCUGUUUCACGAAUUCCUCCUAAGUCUCUUUGCAAUGCAAUCAAUGUUUACAACCUCACCUGCAAUAACUGUUCAGAAAACUGCACUGAUGUUCUGUUUAGUAACAAGAUUACCUUCUUAAUGGACCUCCUCAUACACCAGUUGACGGUUUAUGUUCCAGAUGAAAAUAAUGCUAUUUUGGGAAGAAAUACAAAUAAGCAAGUUUUCGAAGGCUUGACAACUGGACUUCUCAAAGUCAGUGCUGCGGUUUUUGGCUGCCUGAUUGCCAAUCGACCAGAUGGAAACAGCCAGCCAACUACACCAAAAAUAUCAACACAGGAAAUGAAAAGCAAACCCUCACAAGGUGAUGCUUUUAACAGUCGAGUUCAGGACCUCAUCAGCUACGUGGUGAACAUCGGUCUGAUCGACAAGCUUUGUGGCUGCUUCCUCUCGGUGCAAGGCCCAGUGGAUGAGAAUCCCAAGAUGGCUACGUUUCUGCAGCAUGCCGCAGGACUCUUACAGGGAAUGUGCACACUUUGCUUUGCUGUCACCGGAAGGUCUUACAGCAUAUUUGAUGAUAAUCGCCAGGAUCCCACAGGGCUGACAGCUGCUCUUCAGGCCACAGACCUGGCUGGAGUUCUGCACAUGCUCUAUUGCAUCCUCUUCCACGGCACAAUCUCGGACCCCAGCACUGCCAGUCCCAAGGAGAGUUACGCUCAGAACACAGUCCAAGUGGCCAUCCAGAGUUUGCGUUUCUUCAACAGCUUCGCAGCUCUUAAUCUGCCUGCUUUCCAGUCUAUCGUAGGGGCAGAGGGCUUGUCCCUCGCGUUCCGGCACAUCGCCAGCUCCCUGCUGGGCCACUGCAGCCACGUCUCCUGUGAAAGCCUCCUUCAUGAGGUCAUCGUCUGUGUGGGCUACUUCACUGUCAACCACCCAGAUAACCAGGUCAUCGUGCAGUCCGGCCGCCACCCCACGGUACUGCAGAAGCUCUGUCAGCUGCCCUUCCAGUAUUUCAGUGACCCACGGCUGAUCAAAGUGCUCUUCCCGUCACUUAUCGCUGCUUGUUACAACAACCUUCAGAACAAGAUCAUUCUGGAGCAAGAGAUGAGCUGUGUUCUACUGGCCACGUUUAUUCAGGAUUUUGCACAGACUUCAGGUCAGGCAGAUAACCAGUCUUAUCAGCCCAAAGGAAAAUGCCUUGGUUCCCAAGACUAUCUCGAACUGGCUAACAGAUUUCCUCAGCAGGCCUGGGAAGAAGCUCGACAGUUUUUCUUAAAAAAAGAGAAAAAAUAAAGGUUUUGGUUGGUUGUGUGUUUGAGUACCCUCAUUAAUAUUUUAAAUUGUUCAAAACACUGUAACUACUCCUUAAGAAGUUCAUUUUCACAUGUUUAUACUCUGUAGAUAUGGUAUAUACUUUACGCUAUUUAUAAAGACUGUAGAUACUUUAAUGUUCUUUCUAAUUCUGUGAGUUUAUUUCAUUUAUGCACAAUAGUUUGGAGUUUGGUAACUUACAUCCUAUGAUAAUAUAUACUUUGCAUUUGUAAUAUGGGUGAAAUUAGACAAAAAGUUAGCAAGUCUGUUUUGUUCUUGUAAUAAAAUAACUUAUUCUGUU